AUGGAGAUUGACUUCGGAAAUGUUGAUUGCAUUCGCCGGUCAGAUAAGGAGUACGAUGCUGCCAACAUUCUCUCGCACGACAACCAUGCCCUCUAUAUCAAGAACUUGGACAUGCUUCAGCACAAAUAUCAGUGCUCUAAGUGUGAAAUGGUGUUUGUUAGCUCAGAGAGGCCUAAGAAUCAUGCCAAAAACCAGUGCGAGCGUGUUAACAUUGAAUAUUUCCCAGCUCAGCCGGCUAUCUAUCGUCUAGCUCCAAAUGCCAUCGGCUCAAUGCUAACAAAGUAUUCAAUCAAGAACACCGAUCAUUAUCUUGAUCACUUCAUAGUGUACGACUUUGAAGCUAUUCUGAAGCCUACUGGAACAAAGCGCGGGAAGAGUACCACCUUCACCAACGAACAUAUCCCUGUAUCAGUGUCUGUGGUCGAUAUGCUUAACCGAGGAAGUCCGUUGCUUUGUCAAUGA
Phytophthora nicotianae INRA-310 is the source of this 462-nucleotide messenger RNA. RefSeq lists its product as hypothetical. The record is from RefSeq and is a predicted model, not a curated record. NCBI's taxonomy places the organism in Eukaryota, Oomycota, Peronosporomycetes, Peronosporales, Peronosporaceae. The transcript has a single exon. The coding region runs from base 1 to 462 and encodes 153 amino acids.